CAACAAAUAGGCUUGUGGAGGAAGUCAGCUUCUCAGGCAAACAGAAAAAUAAAAACCCUCUUCGGACUUCUGCUUUGCUUCCCUGAUCUGCAUUUUAUAUCCUUUUUCUUUAGAUUGAAUUAGAAAAUAUCUUUAGCAAGCUAAUGGAUCUCAAGGCUCCUCACUCUAUGGGUACUACUAUUAUCGGCGUCACCUAUGACGGCGGCGUCGUCCUGGGUGCCGACUCUCGCACCAGCACUGGGAUGUAUGUCGCAAAUAGGGCUUCGGACAAAAUUACUCAGCUCACUGAUAAUGUCUACGUUUGUCGUUCUGGAUCGGCUGCAGAUUCCCAAAUUGUGUCCGACUAUGUUCGUUACUUUCUUCAUCAGCACACAAUACAGUUAGGUCAGCCCGCAACUGUCAAAGUUGCUGCUAAUCUGGUCAGGCUGCUAUCUUAUAACAAUAAGAACAUGCUAGAAACUGGCCUAAUUGUUGGUGGAUGGGACAAAUAUGAAGGUGGUAAAAUUUAUGGAGUUCCUCUCGGUGGAACAAUAAUAGAGCAGCCUUUUGCUAUUGGAGGAUCUGGCUCCAGUUACUUGUAUGGAUUCUUUGAUCAAGCAUGGAAAGAAGGAAUGACCAAGGAUGAAGCUGAGCAAUUAGUAGUAAAGGCAGUUUCCCUGGCCAUGGCAAGAGAUGGUGCUAGUGGUGGUGUUGUUCGCACGGUCAUUAUAAAUUCGGAGGGAGUGACGAGAAACUUCUAUCCUGGGGACAAACUUCCACUGUGGCAUGAAGAGUUGGAGCCGCAUAAUUCAUUGUUGGAUAUUAUAAAUGCUUCUGGUCCUGAGCCAAUGCACAUGUGAUGAAGUGAAAGAUGCCCUGCAUAUUUUAGUAUUUCUAUCUGUAGAUUGACUGAUACAUUUAUUUUUCUUUGUUGCCUGCACCCUACUUUGUCAGAUGGGAUUUUUAAUGGUUUAUGUUCAUCUUUGAACUAGAUGUGUUGUUUGGAUAGAUUAUUUAUAAGAGAAAUACAAUUUCUCCCUUAAAAAGAAAAAAGGAUUAUAUCUUUA
Hevea brasiliensis (rubber tree) is the source of this 1046-nucleotide messenger RNA. RefSeq names its product proteasome subunit beta type-6. Gene Ontology annotation, cellular component: proteasome core complex. The transcript is spliced from 8 exons. Gene Ontology annotation, molecular function: threonine-type endopeptidase activity. The coding region runs from base 144 to 839 and encodes 231 amino acids. Lineage: Eukaryota; Viridiplantae; Streptophyta; Magnoliopsida; Malpighiales; Euphorbiaceae. The record is from RefSeq and is a predicted model, not a curated record.